Molecule: messenger RNA, 1077 nt
Organism: Lepus europaeus (European hare)
Lineage: Eukaryota; Metazoa; Chordata; Mammalia; Lagomorpha; Leporidae
Gene: PTGDR
Product: prostaglandin D2 receptor
Exons: 2
Coding region: 1-1077 (358 amino acids)
Biological process (GO): G protein-coupled receptor signaling pathway; positive regulation of cytosolic calcium ion concentration; inflammatory response
Cellular component (GO): plasma membrane
Molecular function (GO): prostaglandin D receptor activity
Source: RefSeq, a predicted model, not a curated record
AUGAGGGCGCCCUCUUACCGCUGCCACAACACCACGUCGGUGGAGAAGGGCAACUCGGCGACGACGGGCAGCGUGCUCUUCAGCGCAGGCCUCCUGGGCAACCUGCUGGCCCUGGGGCUGCUGGCGCGCUCGGGGCUGGGCUCGUGCCCGCCGCGGCCGUCGCGCCCGCCGCCCUCGGUCUUCUACGUGCUGGUGUGCGGCUUGACGGUGACCGACUUGCUGGGCAAGUGCCUCGUGAGCCCGGUGGUGCUGACCGCCUACGCGCAGAACCGGAGCCUGUGGGGGCUGAUGCCCGUGCCCGGAGACUCGCUGUGCCAGGCCUUCGCCUUCUGCAUGUCCUUCUUCGGGCUCGCCUCGACGCUGCAGCUCCUGGCCAUGGCGCUCGAGUGCUGGCUGUCCCUGGGGCACCCCUUCUUCUACCGACGCCACAUCACCGUGCGCCGGGGCGCGCUGGUGGCGCCCGUCGUGGGCGUCUUCUGCCUGGCUUUCUGUGCGCUGCCCUUCGCGGGCUUCGGGCGCUUCGUGCAGUACUGCCCCGGCACCUGGUGCUUCAUCCAGAUGGUCCACGACGACAGCUCCUCGGCCGUGCUGGGCUACUCCGUGCUCUACUCCAGCCUCAUGGCGCUGCUCGUGCUGGCCAUCGUGCUGUGCAACCUGGGCGCCAUGCGCAACCUCUACACCAUGCACCUGCGCCUGCGCCGGCACCCGCGCUCCGGCCCCAGGGAGCGCACCGGGCCGGGCGCCGGCGAGCGCGGGGCGUCUCCGCACCCCUUGGAGGAGCUGGAUCACCUGCUGCUGCUGGCCCUCAUGACGGUGCUCUUCUCCAUGUGCUCGCUGCCGUUAAUUUAUCGUGCUUACUCUGGUGCGUUCAAGGCAGUGGACAGGCGCUCUCAAGAGGCCGACGACCUCCGGGCCCUGCGCUUCCUCUCUGUGAUCUCCAUCGUGGACCCUUGGAUUUUCAUCAUUUUCAGAACUCCAGUAUUUCGCAUGUUUUUGCACAAGAUCUUCAUAAGACCUCUUCAGUAUGGAAACUGGCCCAGCAGUUCAUGCCGCUCUCACACGGAAUCCAGCCUGUGA